AUUAGUCACCAACAACCACCACUACACUCCACCAAAAAUUAUGCUCUCUUUACAGAUUAAAACAAAAGGGACACUAAAGUGAAGUAACAAAGGCAGCAACAAAACACAAUAAUGAAGCAGUUGGCUGCAAUCCUCACCGUGAUAAGCUUGCUUCUCCUGGUUCAUAGAGAUGAAGACGUGGCUUCAUCAUCAGCUGUUGGAGAUCCAGGGAUGAAGAGAGACGGUCUCAGAGUUGCGUUCGAAGCUUGGAACUUCUGCAAUGAGGUUGGUGCCGAAGCUCCUCACAUGGGUAGUCCUCGUGCUGCUGAUUGCUUCGAUGUCUCUACAAGUGGUUAUUCCUUGGAACACAAGGUAUCAGACUCGGAUAACAAGCUAGGGGUCGGUAAGAGUAAACCAGGAAACAUAUCAGAAGCAGCAUUACACAACCCUAACCUUUACGCUGUCGAAAAAGAGCUUUACCUAGGCUCUCUCUGUCAAGUCCCAGACGAACCAAACCCAUGGAGUUUCUGGAUGAUCAUGCUCAAAAACGGUAACUACGACACAAAGUCCAGUCUCUGCCCUCAAAACGGCAAAAAGAUCCCACCUUUCGAUCAACCAGGUAAAUUCCCCUGUUUCGGAACCGGUUGCAUGAACCAACCGGUGUUAAACCAUGGGAAGACUCAGCUUCUAAGUGAUGGUCACACCAUGAAGGGUUGGUUCAAUGGAACGUACGAUCUUGAUGGUGAUGGGGUGAGUUAUUACGAGGUUGUGUGGGAGAAGAGAGUUGGUGUUGGUGGAUGGGUGUUUAAACAUAAGGUCAAGACUUCAUCAAAGUAUCCAUGGCUUAUGCUUUACCUUAGAGCUGAUGCAACUAAAGGCUUCUCUGGUGGUUACCAUUAUGACACUAGAGGAAUGCUCACAACACUUCCGGAGUCACCAAACUUCAAGGUGAGAGUAACUCUAGACAUCAAGCAAGGAGGUGGACCCAAGAGUCAGUUUUACCUAGUCGACAUUGGAAGCUGCUGGAAAAACAACGGAGAGCCUUGCGACGGUGACGUGGCAACAGACGUCACUCGUUACUCGGAGAUGAUCAUAAACCCUGAAACAGAGCUUUGGUGCAACCCCAAGAGUCUACACAACUGUCCACCCUACCACACGUUUCGAAACGGGACUAUAGUCAACCGUACGGAGAGUCAGAGGUUCCCUUACGAGGCUUACCACGUGUACUGUGCCCCGGGAAACGCAGAGCAUCUUGAGCUCCCGGUGGGGACUUGUGAUGCUUUUAGCAACCCACAGGCUCAGGAGAUUCUUCAGCUUUUGCCUCACCCGGUUUGGGGUGAAUAUGGAUACCCGACACGGAGGGGAGAUGGUUGGGUGGGUGACCCGAGAACUUGGGAGCUUGAUGUUGGUGCUUUGUCUAGUAAGCUUUACUUCUACCAGGAUCCUGGUACGAGUCCAGCGAGGAGGAUAUGGACAUCUGUGGAUGUUGGUACAGAGAUUUAUAAAGAUGAUGGAGCAGUUGCAGAAUGGCAUCUUUCUGAUUUCAAUGUUCUUAUUACUUGAUUUAACUCUUUAUUAUGUUCUUUCUUGAAAUUUUUAUUUUAGUGUUUCCUAAAUUUUUCAUUUUAUUAAACUAAACUAUCUAUAGCA
Eruca vesicaria subsp. sativa (arugula) is the source of this 1629-nucleotide messenger RNA. The record is from the annotation of a GenBank genome assembly. NCBI's taxonomy places the organism in Eukaryota, Viridiplantae, Streptophyta, Magnoliopsida, Brassicales, Brassicaceae.